Molecule: messenger RNA, 1658 nt
Organism: Carassius auratus (goldfish)
Lineage: Eukaryota; Metazoa; Chordata; Actinopteri; Cypriniformes; Cyprinidae
Product: ribonuclease inhibitor-like
Exons: 5
Coding region: 1-996 (331 amino acids)
Molecular function (GO): protein binding
Source: RefSeq, a predicted model, not a curated record
AUGUCAAAAUGUGUCUGCAAGUGCUUAGAAUGCGGUGAAGAGAUCUUCCUGGAUGAUCUACCGCCCGUCUCAUUUAAACACAUCGAUGUGUCUGUGCUCCUUGAGAAAAUGCAGCAAAUUAAUACUGACAUUGACUACCUAAAAAGAACAAUGGGAACUCAAGUAGCUGCCUGUGAAAUGUUGCGGGAGGUUUCUGAGAAACUUGACGACCGGCUGACAGCUGUGGAGGGGCACUGUGAACCGGAUGCUAUCUGCCUCACUGCCGUGGAGACACAACUGGGUCUUGUGCCCAGCGUGUCAGGUCUUUCCUCGGCUGUGUUGGAGAGGCCAAUAGGCCCUGGUCCUGUUUUCUGCCCUCCUCUGCGGCUGAUGGAUGUUUGUCAGCGGCGCAUGGGCUCAUACAAACACGCUCCAACACUAAAACUUAAACACAGUCUCAGAGAUCAUUCAUGUUCUUCUCUCUGCAGGCUGAUUAACUGCAGUAUUGGAGAGGAAGGCUGUGCUGCUCUGAUUUCAGCUCUGAGAUCAAACCCCUCACACCUGACAGAACUGAAUCUGAGAGGUAAUAUACCAGGAGACUCAGGAGUGAAGCUGCUCUCUGCUCUACUGGAGGAUCCACACUGUAAACUGGAGAAGCUAUGGCUGAGGAGCUGCAGUAUUGGAGAGGAAGGCUGUGCUGCUCUGAUUUCAGCUCUGAGAUCAAACCCCUCACACCUGACAGAACUGGAUCUGAGCCGUAAUACACCAGGAGACUUAGGAGUGAAGCUGCUCUCUGCUCUACUGGAGGAUCCACACUGUAAACUGGAGAAGCUAUGGCUGUAUAACUGCAGUAUUGGAGAGGAAGGCUGUGCUGCUCUGAUUUCAGCUCUGAGAUCAAACCCCUCACACCCGACAGAACUGAAUCUGAGAGGUAAUGAACCAGGAGACUCAGGAGUGAAGAUGCGCUCUGCUCUACUGGAGGAUCCACACUGCAAACUGAAGAAACUACUUAUUUGACAGUGGAAACUCCACAAGCUCCAAACAACUCAAUCAAAACAACACGUCUUGAACAAGACUGUCACCUGGACAUUAAAAUGCAUAAUUUCAGUUAGGGUGAAGAAAAGCUUUUUGUUUUUCUUCUAAGGCCACAAGAGGGCGCAUCGAGCAAAAUAUUACUAAUACACGUUUAUUCAAAGCAUACGAAAACAUGACUGUAACCCACCAUAAAUUCUUGAGAUAUGUUUUUAAAAUGUUGAACUUAGAUUAAUUUUACAUGGCUAUCUAAACACGUGGCUCUGUUGUGCAAUAUCCUGAUAAUUCACCUCCAGAGGACGAGAGAAGCUGUUGUUGAGAUCAGAAACACUGACGGAUGAGAUUAAACUCUUUCCUUCGUACCAGCAGAGAGUCGCCUCUGUCUCAUUCAUCACUGAACACAGCAGGAUGAACACAUUUCCAGCUCCAUGAUUGUUCAGAGUCUCUGACAAUAGUGAGAAUGGACAGAGGAGCUGGAAACACAUGAGAAUAAACAGAAAUAUUACUGAGAGGAAGAUCAAGAUGAAAUACAGGUGGUAAAGUGUCUCUAUGCAGCAGCAAAUCUGAAUUUAGAGUUUAAUAAUGAACUGAAUACAACAAUACUAGUCAAUAUAUCAGUGUCUAAUAAACAUUUGCAGUCAGAACUA